UACGCUAAAAUAAAAUUUUUAGAAAAACGUUGAAAUUCGGGCUCAUAUAUAUUGAUGUCAGUUAUACCAGGCGAAAAUUAUUAUAAAAAAGAAUUUCAUAAUUGUAAUGGAGAUUCUUCAUUCACUAAACGAACUGGUAUGAUGAAAAUUUCUCAAGAUAAAAUGAAUGAAUCAAUAUCCGAAGUCGGAUGUCUGGAUAACAAAAUAAAAGGGGAAGGAGAUAUAUUAGAAUCAAAUAAAAAUACAAAAAACAUUCAUUAUUCUAAUAAUAUUUAUUUGCAAGAUAGCUCAUUUAAUACUGACAUCCAAAUUCAUCAACUAGUCCUUUGGAGACAUCCUAUUACAACACUUAAGUUUUUUUUAUUAGAAAUUAAUCUUGGUCUUAAAAAACUUAUCAAAAAAAUUAAAAGAAAUAGAAUCAAAGUCUCCUUGUUCAUAUUAUUAAUUACCUUAAUGCUUUUAUCCUGUUAUAUGCCUGGACCUCAUCAAAAGCAUUUACAAAAUUCGAAACAAAAAAUAUUUUGGUGCGUAUAUUGGAUAGGCUUGGGCGUUUUAUCGUCGAUCGGAUUGGGCACCGGACUUCAUACAUUCGUUCUGUAUUUGGGUCCUCAUAUAGCUUCCGUCACGAUAGCGGCCUACGAGUGCAAUUCGUUAAAAUUUCCCGAACCACCAUACCCCGACGAAAUAAUAUGUCCUUCCAAACUAGCACUGACGGGCCCCAAUGGAAUGGUUUCUUUGUGGGCUAUUAUGAGGAAAGUCUAUUUGGAGGCCAUGAUGUGGGGAGCCGGGACUGCCUUAGGCGAGUUGCCACCGUAUUUCAUGGCUAAAGCUGCUCGCACUUCUGGGAGUCAACCUUUCGACGAGAAUUACGAAGUAUUCGAAGAGCUCCUGGAACAAAGAUCUCAAUUGCAAAUGAAUCAAUUGUCUUAUUUAGAUAGAGCCAAGCUGUUCAUGCAGAAUCUAGUUCAAAAUGUCGGAUUUUCUGGGAUAUUGUUAUGCGCAUCAAUUCCUAAUCCCUUGUUCGAUUUUGCCGGCAUAACUUGCGGUCAUUUUAAUGUCCCAUUUUGGACAUUUUUUGGCGCUACUCUCAUAGGCAAAGCAGUUGUCAAAGUUCACGUUCAAGAAUUAUUCGUUAUCGUCGCAUUCAGUGAACAUCACGUAGAUCGACUGGUGGCCAUUUUAAAAUAUGUUCCUUUCAUAGGUGUUUACUUGCAGUCCCCGUUUAAAGAAUAUCUAGUGACUCAGCAGGCGAAGCUGCACCGAUCUAAAAAGCAUUCAUUGCAUAGAAGCACCUGGUUAGCUUGGUGUUUCGAAAAAAUUCUCCUCAUAACCGUCAUUUAUUUCGUGAUAUCAAUCGUCAACUCUAUGGCUCAAAAAUACAAGUUCAGAUUAGAUAAACAUCGUCACAAAAAUCCCAAAAUCAAAUCUUCACACAUUGCAGAAUCGAAAAGCAAUUGAAUUCAUUUUUUUAUAAAUUUUAUCCUAAAGAAUUAGUUGAAAAGUCAUGUCAUUAUAGGAAUUAAAGAGAGGACAGCCUAAUUUGUAUAUAUUUAAAUGAAAUGUAAUUUUUGUCCUCGUUUCUUAAAUUUGAUAAAUCAUCUAAUCGAGCUUGCUUAAAGUCCUAUAUAAACCUGUCAUUUUUUAUAUUAACAUAAAAUCAUUUAUUUUAAAAAACUUUAUUAUUUACCACAAUAUUUCAUUAUACACAAUUAUUAAUCUUUAGAUUUACUUGUAAGAGAUAAAGUUCUCUAUAACAAUGACUUUUUGGGGGGCAAUAUUGAAAACUCCAACUAAUAAGAUUAUUUUUUUUGUAUAGAGGAAUAAGACAAUAUGUAUAUUAGACUUUACUAGUGAUCUGUCUAUUAAACAUUAAAAUUACAUUUUUAUAAAUAUUAAUUUAUCAUAAUUGUAUCAGAGGCCAAUUGUAACCAUAAAAUGUAAAUAAUUAUUCCUUCCAACAGAACUUUUUGCAAAAAGUAGACUACCCAUUUUUUUAAUAUUUUUUACGGUUUUUUUAAAAAAACUUCGUAGCGUUUCGUACCUGUCAUUGUUUAAAAAAUAAUUUUUUAUAUAAAAAAUAAAUGCUCACUUUUAGAAUAAUUAUU
This is a messenger RNA of Gordionus sp. m RMFG-2023, 2105 nucleotides long. RefSeq names its product vacuole membrane protein 1-like. Gene Ontology annotation, cellular component: endomembrane system; endoplasmic reticulum; membrane. Lineage: Eukaryota; Metazoa; Nematomorpha; Gordioida; Chordodea; Parachordodidae. The transcript is spliced from 13 exons. The coding region runs from base 55 to 1458 and encodes 467 amino acids. Gene Ontology annotation, biological process: Golgi organization; autophagy. The record is from RefSeq and is a predicted model, not a curated record.